Molecule: messenger RNA, 481 nt
Organism: Ixodes scapularis (black-legged tick)
Lineage: Eukaryota; Metazoa; Arthropoda; Arachnida; Ixodida; Ixodidae
Exons: 2
Coding region: 34-459 (141 amino acids)
Molecular function (GO): nucleic acid binding; RNA-DNA hybrid ribonuclease activity
Source: RefSeq, a predicted model, not a curated record
GAUUUCCUUAACAUAGCCGGCCCGCUACCGACGAUGACGAGCGAAGCAAGGGUAGCGCCCUGGGAAGUUGCCAAGGUAUCCAUCGAGCUACGGAUCAAGCGCCUGCGAGCCAAAAAAGUUGGACCGAUCAACGCUCUCAGAGAAGCUGUGGAAAAACACAUCGAAGAACGCUACGGUGGUUGGCUGCAGAUAUACACGGACGGCUCUGUAAACAAGGCUAGAACAUCCAGCACGGCAGCUUUCUACAUCCCGGAGUUAGCCCUGGAAUGGUGCGGCAGGCUACAGGCGCCUACAUCCUCCACGACGGCCGAGCUAGUGGCUAUUGACAAGGCCCUCCAAGCGGCUGCCCAGCUGUCACCUCACCGGAUGGUGCUCCUCACCGACUCAAGUGGAUCCCAGGACACACUGGCAUUAAGGGCAACGAACGGGCUGACAGUCUGGCCGGUGAAGCUCACCUAGCGCCUCGCACUGUCCCCACACC